AUGCCACCUGCAGUCAUAACAUAUUUGGAUCAGACUCAUCUCAGGGAUGUUGCUAACACUUCUCAAGAGUUUGAGUGCUUUCCUGCUGAUUGCCACCUUUUGACGUCAAAAAACUCUUCCGAAUAUGCUAAGUUGCUGUCAUCUAGAAAGCAACCUUUAACAGAGAUUAUAUAUUCAGAAGAGAACUAUGUAAAGAGAUUAGCGUUUGUUCAUACUACCUAUAUUAAUGUCCCUAAUCUACUCAGCUCUACUGGACCUACACAUAAUCCAGAUUCAUCCGAGUUUGCUGAAAUGCAUUUGCCAUCUUCUCCUCCUCCCGCAGCUCCUGAAGCUCUUUUGAGCCGAUGGCGCGUCCUCUGGGGUAAUUGGAUUACACUCACGGAAUGGCAUUCGGCAUUUUUGCAAAAGCUUAAGGUGUCACUAGAUAACGAUCCAGAUGAAAUCCCUGAUCUAUUUAUUAGUUCUAGGACGAGGUUAAGGAGUAUGUAUACAAAAUAUUGUGAAAAUCAUAGGAAAGCUGCCUUGCUUGCGACUCAACAUAGGGAUUUUUUUGAAGAAUUGCGCAUAUAUUUUUCCGAUCGUGACGGUAUCCUGUCUCAUUUGAUGCAACCUAUCCAAAGAAUCAUGCGAUAUCAACUUCCCAUGGUAGAAGUUGUAAAAUUGACAGAGCGUGCAAAUCUUUCCUCUCUUCCCAUUUGGCGUCGCGCUCUUGAGUUAAUGAGGGAGAUACCUCGUGACGCUCAACUUAUCCUUGAAGUGAGUCACUUUUAA
Messenger RNA from Protopolystoma xenopodis, 771 nucleotides. The record is from the annotation of a GenBank genome assembly. Lineage: Eukaryota; Metazoa; Platyhelminthes; Monogenea; Polystomatidea; Polystomatidae.